Molecule: messenger RNA, 2454 nt
Organism: Dufourea novaeangliae
Lineage: Eukaryota; Metazoa; Arthropoda; Insecta; Hymenoptera; Halictidae
Gene: Sec10
Product: exocyst complex component 5
Biological process (GO): Golgi to plasma membrane transport; exocytosis
Cellular component (GO): exocyst; cytoplasm
Source: RefSeq, a predicted model, not a curated record
AUGAUGCAACAAUAUAUGAAGGAGUUGGAGCAGGAUCCUUUCGAUUCCGAGGAGUUUGUUGAAAGACUUGCUUGGAGAACCGUUAAUGACAUUACAAAAGAUGGUGGAAAAACGUUUUUCAAUCCCAUGAUAGUGCACGAGACAUUUUUGCAAGCAAUCAAAGAUCUACAAGUCUUGCAGGAACGUCAGCAGAAAAAAUGUGAUAAACUUGAAGUGGCAUUGAAGGACGAGGAAGCAAGACAUAUGCUUGAAAUACUCGAGUUACAAGAAAGAAAUAAACAUUCUAUCGAUUUGUUUCACCAAUUAGACGAGAGAAUAAACCUCGUGGCAACUAAGGUCUUGCAUUUAGGAGACCAGUUGGAAAGCGUUAACACACCUCGAGCCAGAGCCGUCGAGGCUCAGAAGCUUAUGAGACAUUUUUCGGAUUUCUUAAGCCCCGGGCCUUUGACUGAUCCAAUCUUUACAGACAAGUCAUCGCCGGACGAAGCAGCGGAUGUAAUACAAAAGCUCCACCUUAUUUCGCAAGAGUUACCAUCCGAGAAAUUUGAACACGCUAAAAAAAAGAUUGCCAUCAAGUACGAUGAAAUUGAAAGAAAUCUGAUAGAAGAGUUUGUCAGGGCACACAAUAGAGAAGAUGCCAAUCGUAUGAAAGAACUAGCCUCGGUAUUAGCCCAUUUUAAAGGAUAUUCCCAAUGCAUCGAUGCAUUUAUCGAGCAAAGUCAAAUGGGUUCGUUUGGGGGCAAAGAUGUUUUCCAAGAUGUGAUACCAAUGUGUACAAAGUACCAUAAAUUGAUGCAACAGGUAUUCACGAAUCCCGAACAAGUGAUGGCAAAGUUUUUACUGAAUAUCUAUCAUUUGAGACUUCAAAAAUACGCAGUCGCUAAAUUAGCCGACAAAACUGAUCCUGAGAAAUAUCUGAGUAACUUGUAUGAUUUGUACACGAGGACCGUAAAAUUAUCCACGGAACUGAAAAUGUUUAACAUGGGUACCGACGAUACUUACCUAGCGAAACUUACUAGAAAUAUAUUUCAAAAAUAUUUGGAUACAUACAUUACCAUAGAAACGAAAGCAUUAAGGGAGAGAUCAGCAGCUCUUCUCAUCGAGUACUACGAAUCGAAGAAUCACCAGAAAAAACAGCUGCAAAUAGGCGGUUUUCAAGAAUUAAGGAGAGACUUGCAAGCGGUACUAGGUGCACGAACUAAUAUAAAUAUAACAUUCUUGUCGGAAGAGCUUGCAAUCGCUUUAUUACAGAGAAGUAAAAUGGCAUUUCAAAGAUGCCAAUUGUUAUCAAAGCCCGACGAGAUACCGGCAAAUGCACUUCAAAUCUUUGAGAUUUUAUUGCAGUAUUUAAUAAACGAACACGUUGAUUACGCGUUAGAAUUAGGUUUGCAAAGUGUACCGAUUCCUGAAGGUAGAACUCAACCUGAGAUACACUUCUUCAAUGUUGUGCGUCAAUGUAACGCAAUCGUGCGUCUUUUAGAAGAACAGUUUGUUGGCAGCCUCCUACCUCUUGUUAUAUCGACGCCAAAGCAUGGAGAUUGUCUGUUAAAGAAGAAAAAUGCAUUGGAUCAAAUUGACAUGAAAUUAGAAACAGGUUUAGAUAGAAGUAUAAACGCUAUCGUUGGCUGGGUAAAAGUGUACUUGCAAAAUGAGCAACGUAAGACUGACUUUAAGCCUGAAACUGAUGUGGAUACUUUGAGUACUCCGGCCUGCUUAACAGUAGUGCAAUACGUGACCGCAAUGAUUCGACAUAUUCGAAAUACUUUAGAUGGAAAGAAUUUAAAUAAUGUACUGACUGAGCUCGGGGUCAGAUUUCAUAAAGUUAUUUAUGAUCAUCUGCAACAAUUUCAGUUUAAUUCUGCUGGUGCAAUGUGUGCAAUAUGCGACAUGAACGAGUACCGUAAAUGUGUCAAGGAGCUUGAAGUCGAUGUUGUUACAUUCUUAUUCGAUACCUUACAUGCUUUAUGCAACUUGUUAUUGGUAAAACCAGAAAACUUGAAACAAGUUUGCACAGGCGACCAAUUGGUAUGUUAUACGCUAGAAAUAUUUUUAUUUCGUGUGACCAAAUGGAUUUUUCUUUAAAUGAUUUUUUUAUUAUUACAGGCAACAUUGGACCGUAAUGUUCUGAUAAACUUUAUACAAUUAAGAACCGAUUACAAGACACAAAAGUUAGCCAACUGCUUGAAAGGUUUAGCUACGUGAUAUCUUUUUAUUAUCUCCAGAUAUACUCGUGUGCUACUAAUUAUUAGUUGUAGUACAUUACACAGGAUGUUCACAAAUAAAGGCACAGCCAUAACAUCACCGUUGUGCAAAUGAAAGUAUAACGGACGAGGAUGUUGCUUCAAGUAUAAUAAUCCUCGGUUAGUGCUCAGUUGUACAAAACUCGGUUCACCGAAAACGAUUUACAGCUACAUAAUGACAAGUAUUUAACGAGUGGUAGUGAUUCCUUUAUUU